Molecule: messenger RNA, 2778 nt
Organism: Balaenoptera musculus (blue whale)
Lineage: Eukaryota; Metazoa; Chordata; Mammalia; Artiodactyla; Balaenopteridae
Gene: HNF1B
Product: HNF1 homeobox B
Exons: 9
Coding region: 161-1837 (558 amino acids)
Biological process (GO): liver development; regulation of transcription by RNA polymerase II; pancreas development
Cellular component (GO): nucleus
Molecular function (GO): DNA-binding transcription factor activity, RNA polymerase II-specific; RNA polymerase II cis-regulatory region sequence-specific DNA binding
Source: RefSeq, a predicted model, not a curated record
CCGGGGAGUAACAGGUGUUUGGAGGCUGAAGGGUGGGGGGGUUCCUGGACUUGGGGUUCGCUUGUGAAACUCCCCUCCACCCUCCUCUCUCGCACCCACCCACCCCCUCACCCCCUCACCCCCUCACCCCCUCACCCCCUUCUUUUUCUGUCCUUGGAAAAUGGUGUCCAAGCUCACGUCGCUCCAGCAAGAACUCCUGAGCGCCCUGCUGAGCUCCGGGGUCACCAAGGAGGUGCUGGUCCAGGCCUUGGAGGAGUUGCUGCCAUCCCCGAGUUUCGGGGUGAAGCUGGAGACGCUGCCCCUGUCCCCUGGGAGCGGGGCCGAGCCGGACACCAAGCCGGUCUUCCAUACUCUCACGAACGGCCACGCCAAGGGCCGUCUGUCCGGGGACGAGGGCUCCGAGGACGGGGACGACUAUGACACCCCUCCCAUCCUCAAGGAGCUGCAAGCCCUCAACACCGAGGAGGCGGCGGAGCAGCGGGCGGAGGUGGACCGGAUGCUCAGCGAGGACCCUUGGAGGGCUGCCAAAAUGAUCAAGGGCUACAUGCAGCAACACAACAUCCCCCAGAGGGAGGUGGUCGACGUCACCGGCCUGAACCAGUCACACCUCUCCCAGCACCUCAACAAGGGCACCCCUAUGAAGACCCAGAAGCGCGCCGCCCUGUACACCUGGUACGUCCGAAAGCAACGGGAGAUCCUCCGACAAUUCAACCAGACAGUCCAGAGUUCUGGAAAUUUGACAGACAAAAGCAGUCAGGAUCAGCUGCUGUUUCUCUUUCCAGAGUUCAGUCAACAGAGCCAGGGGCCUGGGCAGUCCGAUGAUGCCUGCUCUGAGCCCACCAACAAGAAGAUGCGUCGCAACCGGUUCAAAUGGGGGCCCGCGUCCCAGCAAAUCUUGUACCAGGCCUACGACCGGCAAAAGAACCCCAGCAAGGAAGAGAGGGAGGCCUUAGUGGAGGAGUGCAACAGGGCGGAAUGUUUGCAGCGAGGUGUCUCCCCCUCCAAGGCCCACGGCCUGGGCUCCAACCUGGUCACUGAGGUCCGCGUCUACAACUGGUUCGCGAACCGCAGGAAGGAGGAGGCAUUCCGGCAGAAGCUGGCCAUGGACGCCUACAGCUCCAGCCAGACGCACGGCCUGAACCCGCUGCUCUCCCACGGCUCCCCCCCGCACCAGCCCAGCACCUCCCCUCCCAACAAGCUGCCAGGAGUGCGCUACAGCCAGCAGGGAAACAAUGAGGUCACUUCCUCCUCAACAAUCAGUCACCAUGGCAACAGCGCCAUGGUGACUAGCCAGUCUGUUUUACAGCAAGUCUCUCCAGCCAGCCUGGACCCGGGCCACAGUCUCCUCUCACCUGAUGGUAAAAUGCAGAUCUCAGUGUCAGGGGGAGGUUUGCCCCCGGUCAGCACCUUGACGAAUAUCCACAGCCUGUCCCACCACAAUCCCCAGCAACCUCAAAACCUCAUCAUGACCCCCCUCUCUGGAGUCAUGGCCAUUGCACAAAGCCUCAACUCCUCCCAAGCUCAGAGCGUCCCUGUCAUCAACAGUGUGGCCGGCAGCCUGGCAGCCCUGCAGCCCGUCCAGUUCUCCCAGCAGCUGCACAGCUCUCACCAGCAGCCCCUCAUGCAGCAGAGCCCGGGCAGCCACAUGGCCCAGCAGCCCUUCAUGGCCGCUGUGACGCAGCUGCAGAACUCACACAUGUAUGCACACAAGCAGGAACCCCCCCAGUACUCCCACACCUCCCGGUUUCCAUCUGCAAUGGUGGUCACAGAUACCAGCAGCAUCAGUACGCUCACCAACAUGUCUUCCAGUAAACAGUGCCCUCUCCAAGCCUGGUGAUGCCCACACGUCACUUACUUUGUGCACAGCAACAAGGACCCUAUUUUCCACACCAUCACCCUCCAGGCAGCUGUCGCGGAAAAGCGCAGUGACCUGACAAGCAGCACCUGCGAGAGGUCCCUGCUCACCUGACGUCCUGCCAGCGCCUCGGACAAUCCACUCUGAGAGGUGCGGCCCAGAGCCCAGCUUCCCUUCUAUGCAGUAUUGUCACGAUGCCUCUCCCAAGACGUCAAGCUCUCCUGUCUGGUCUGUCCUAAAGGCGGGAGAUGAGAAACCGAGGAAGAGGAAGAGAGAAAGCCGGAGCGUCUACAUUAUGCUCCUUCAUCGAACAAACUGAUGUGAAAACUUGAAUCUGUUACUGAAAUGAGGAGAGGAGGACACGUGCUAUUGAACUGAGCCAAACACACUGUAAAUAUCAGCCACCUCCCUCCCCCCCCACCCCCCAUCCCGGCUGAUCUGGAGAUUUCUUUUAAAGAAGUAAAUUUGUCCAAUGGGUGUAAACUAUAAACUACUGUAAUUAAGUGCAAUUUCCCCUCUACUUCCUCUCCCCUCUGCCCUGUAUAUAAUACUAAAGUGUCUAUCAGUUUUCUUCGUAAAGGUCAGAGUUGAAUUUUCAAAGUGAUUUGCCCCCUCUCUCUUCCCCCACGGAGAAAUAUCUAAGGUGGAAGUGAAGCCCCUGCCCCCUUCCUCGGGCCCGGGCACACACAGGGACUGUGUAUUUUGGACUGUCUGCUAGCUCACCCCAAUCUCCUGAUGUUAAGACACACCUCUGGAUCCCUGGAAGGGCUGAACAUAGUGUCAGAGUAAUGUCCUCGCUUCCGGUGGGGGUGGGGGAUCAGCCAGUACCUCCCCAGGAAACCCCAAGACAGGGACACUGGCUGUUGGAUAGCGCAAGGAAAAGUCGCCCUUUCCGAAAACCUCCCAUUAAAACAAUUUAUUUU